Messenger RNA from Exophiala spinifera, 540 nucleotides. RefSeq lists its product as uncharacterized. The coding region runs from base 1 to 540 and encodes 179 amino acids. The record is from RefSeq and is a predicted model, not a curated record. The transcript has 3 exons. Lineage: Eukaryota; Fungi; Ascomycota; Eurotiomycetes; Chaetothyriales; Herpotrichiellaceae.
AUGGACGUAUUCUAUGCCUAUACCUAUGGAACAGCUGGCUGGUUGGGCAUACAAGCCGUCCCAUUGAUUGCGAUGCCCAAAUUAGUUAUCACAGUGUUAGCCAGCGGUGCUUUACAUCAGACGACCGAGCUUGAGGUUUACUUCAGCCGAUCGCUGGGGUUUGCUCUAUUGUUGAUCGCAUUGAUUGUCCUGUUCUUCACGGGCACAGUACCAUUGUCAUCGAGCAUCACAGAGCCGGUCAGUCUAGAGGACAACGACCCCAAAGCACCGUAUGCUUUGCCAAUCCUGCGUAUCACCACGUUCUUCCAUGCGCUGAGCAUGAUCUACUGCUAUGGGCGAUGGAUCAACUACCGACAGACUGGUUAUCUACUUGGGACUAUCGGGUACGCAGCAAUGGCGAGCUUCGGCUUGUGGUGUGUGGUUUUCGGGACCUCGACAGGCAGAGUUUCGAAGCGGACAGGAGCAGACAAGCGCAUGGCAGGAUUCCCGUUCAAGAACUCAAGUGCGUAUGACAAGAAGAAGGACCGGAAGAUGGGUUGA